UCCCAUCUGGUCAUUUUUGUGCCAUCCUGUGUGCCAGCAUAACCCCGUGUGUGUGCUGAGUGUGUUUUGGUCAUCUGAAGCCGCUAACGUAGCCUGUUGGUGUUUGGGUGAGCUGUACAGUACAAGUGUGUUGUUGGGAACAUGAAGGGUCGAGAAAGACACAGUUCAGCGUCCUCAUCUUACUCCUCCUCAUCUUCCUCUUCCUCAUGUGCGCUUCACAGUGGAGUUGGGCGGUCCGACAGCAAGAUCAGCGCCAAGACUCUAUAUGAGCAGCGGAAAAAGUACUCCAACUCCAACAUCAUCAUGCAGGACACGUCCCAGUAUCACGUCGAGCACCUGUCCACCUUCAUAAUGGACAAGACGGAGUCUAUCGGCACCGUGGACGAUGCCAUUAAGAAGCUGAUUCUACUGGAAUCCAAAGAUAAGAUCUGGACACAGGAGAUGCUACUGCAGGUCAGCGACCAGGCCAUCAAACUACUGGACUGCGACACCAAGGAGGAGCUGGAGAACUUCCCCCUGUCCACGGUGCACCACUGCCAGACGGUGCUCAACCAGACCCGCUACCCCUCAGUGCUGCUGCUCGUCUGCCAGGAACACGAGCAGAGCAGGCCCGACAUACACUUCUUCCACUGCGACGAGGUGGAGGCUGAACUUGUACAUAGUGACAUUGAUAGUGCGCUGGGAGAUACCAGAUAUGGCAAAAAGAUGAGACCACAGACACUAAAGGUGAACCAGGAGAAGAUGAAACGUCACAGAGAGACCAUCAUCCCCCCAAACAUCCAGAAAGGACCCGCCUCUGCGGUCAAAGGUCGAGUGGCUGCCAUGAACAUCAGAGAUAUACCAAGACGUAACUCUGAACAGGAUGAAUCUCAUGAGAAUCUGGCUCACCGCAUUGAGAAAGAUGUGCAAAUCCUGAACUGUGCUCUGGAUGACAUUGAGAUCUUUGUGGCUCGCCUAAGGAAAGCAAAUGAGGCGUUUGCACAGCUCGACCUCCGCAACAAGAGCAGGAAAACCAAGAAGAGAGGGCCAGCUGAGGGCAUGCUGACCUUGAGAGCGAAGCUUCCAUCACAGGUGGAGUUCAUUGACUGCCUGCAGAAACUCAAACUGUCCUUCAACCUUCUGGCCAAACUGAAGAAGCACAUCCAGAACCCCAAUGCUUCAGAGCUCAUCCAUUUCCUCUUUGGACCACUGGAGCUGAUUCUGCAGACGUGUGGCAAUGCCGAGCUGGCCCAGUCAGUCAUCUCUCCCCAUCUGUCCCGAGACGCAGUGGACUUCCUCAGGGGUCACCUGACACCCAAGGAGAUGACCAUCUUUGAGCUGCUGGGGGAGGGUUGGACAAAACCUAGAUGUGAUUGGCCAAUAGACCAGUGUGCUCCGCUCUACAUUCCAAAGUUCCGCAAUGGCUGGGAGCCGCCCACGGAAGUCUUCCGCACGUCGCCGUGGGAGACGGAGGGGCUCCUCCCCAUCAUCAGCCCUGGCAGGAUGUCAGAUGAGGUGUUUGGACAGCCAUCCUACCAGGCUGCUAACGGGUCUGCUCCUCGUAAACAUGUGAAGACUCGCUACCGCUUUGUGGCACGCAAUGCUAACGAGCUCUCAGUGAUGGAGGGCGAGGUUCUGGAGGUGUUGGAGGAUGAUAAACAGUGGUGGAAGUUAAGGAAUCGUAGAGGUCAGAUAGGCUACGUGUCCUACAACAUGUUGGACGUAGUAGGGCCUGGGGAACUACAUGGAUAUCCAGAAUCAUCUAACAGCCAGUUUCUUCCACAGCUUUAUAAGGCAACAUCACCACCAGGGUCCCUACAACGAGAGAAAGUUUAUAACCAGCAGAUGGAUGAGGUGAACGAGGAGCUCUUGAAGCGCAUCACCAGCAGUAAGCUCCAGAGCCAGCAGCCCCAGCGCAACUUCCAUGUUGAGCGCUCCCCAGUGGCCAACUGCCCCCCCAUCAGCUUCGACUCCACCGCCGCCCAGGUGUCAACUUGGCUCCAGGCUAAGAAGUUCUCCAAGCCUACGGUGGACUGUUUAGGUAUUCUGACGGGUGCUCAGCUCUUCUCUCUGAACAAAGAGGAGCUGAAGGCUGUGUGUGGGGAGGAGGGCUCCCGCGUCUUCAGCCAGAUCACCGUACAGAAGGCACAGCUGGAGAAAAGUAUUGGCUCCACAGAGCUAGAGGAGAUCAUGCAGAGACGACAGCGGCAGAUUGACUCCAGCGACAAAUGAGCGUGCUUAGUGCGCCCAUCUCCAGCUCCCACGCUUAGCAGUCCUUACUUCAGUUCCCAUCAGCCUCUGUGCUCAGCAGUCCAGAACUCCAGUUCCCAUCAGCCUGUGUGCUCCAGCCGUCUGACAGAAUCUCAUACUGUAUAUCUCACUGAUAUGAAGACCCCACAUGAUGUCGCUACGCUUUUGUAAUUGUAUAUAGAUAUAUAUGGAGAUCUAUGGACGCAGUAGAUACAGGGUUUCAUUGUUUUCCUACCGCUGGCGCCUGCUUUUAUUCACUCUAUGACGGAGAUUUCUCCUGAUUUUUGCCCUUUGUACUAUGUGGCUAGAUAGGAUUUUAGAGAGGGGUGUGUUUGUGUUUGUGUGUUUGUGUAUGUUUGUGUGUCUGUGUGUGUGUGUGUAUGUGUGUAUGAAAGUAUACUAUAAGAGUAUAAAUAGCUUUUGUGCUUCCCCUAUAGGAUUCCUCUACACAUAUCUUGCGUAAUGAAUAAUGGUAAAUAGCAGUCUCUGUUUGUAAAAGUAUUUUCUUGUAAAGAAUGUUGUUGUUUUUGUAUAUAUAUAUAUAUAUAUGUACGUUAAGGUUCUGUUUGCCCCAGGUGCUGAUUAUCAUCGUUGUCAUAUUAAAAUAAAUCAUUCAGAUGGAAUUCA
Molecule: messenger RNA, 2856 nt
Organism: Alosa sapidissima (American shad)
Lineage: Eukaryota; Metazoa; Chordata; Actinopteri; Clupeiformes; Clupeidae
Gene: eps8l2
Product: EPS8 like 2
Exons: 19
Coding region: 142-2211 (689 amino acids)
Biological process (GO): regulation of Rho protein signal transduction; Rho protein signal transduction; positive regulation of ruffle assembly
Cellular component (GO): ruffle membrane; vesicle; plasma membrane
Molecular function (GO): actin binding
Source: RefSeq, a predicted model, not a curated record